AUGGCUCCCGACGCUCCAGAUUCUGAAGAAUAUCCAGAAGUCUGCAGGGAGAUAGAAAUCAAAUAUUCAGCAUAUAUAAAGAGGUUGGGAGGAACUCUUCUUGAAUUACUAUCAGAAGCUCGUGGACUCGAGCGUAAUCAUCUGACUGAAAUUGGCAAGUUCCAGAUAUCUGAGCACAGGGUGCAGGCUAAUCACAUCGGUCCAAGAAUAUCAGUUGCGAGCUUCUUCGCACUCUAUGACUGGAUUUGUGCCCCGUUAAAAGAGCUGAUAUCAGAUGAAAAUCCUCUGUACAAGGAGGUUCCGCUGAAAGACUACAUUGUUCAAUACAGGUGGAAAGAACGUGAUGGUGGCAUCUCUACACUUGAUCGUUUCAGGUUGUGA
This is a messenger RNA of Populus nigra (black poplar), 381 nucleotides long. Its product is annotated as deacetoxyvindoline 4-hydroxylase-like. NCBI's taxonomy places the organism in Eukaryota, Viridiplantae, Streptophyta, Magnoliopsida, Malpighiales, Salicaceae. The record is from RefSeq and is a predicted model, not a curated record. The transcript is spliced from 3 exons. The coding region runs from base 1 to 381 and encodes 126 amino acids.